CCCACUUCCGAAAACACACUCCCACUCGCUAAGAGCAAUGUCUCAAAGGCUCCUAACAGCUUUUCUUUUCCUGGCCACCGUACCUGGGUUCCAAGGAAAAUCAUACUCCAAUGUCGCGGAGAAAUGUGAUCUAGAAAAAUGCCAGCCACCAAAUUGUCGCUGUAGCGAUGAUUUUCAGCCGCCCGGGGGCCUAUCUCCAGCACUUACUCCUCAAAUUAUAAUGAUAACUUUCGAUGACGACAUUACUGUUAUAAACUACGAGCAAUACAAGGAUGCUGUCAAGGGUUUUACAAAUCCAAACGGCUGUCCAAUAACGGCUACAUUUUUCAUUUCUCAUAACUACACAAAUUAUUACUUGGCGGAGAAACUCCAUUCCGAGGGCCAUGAAUUGGCUGAUCACACGGUUACACACCGAACACCGACCACGUACUGGGAAGACGCGACGUAUGAGGAAUGGGAGAGUGAGAUUACAGGAGAAAGGGAAAUCUUACACAAGCUUACAGGUCUACCUUCCAGCACAAUCAAAGGCUUCCGAGCGCCUUUCUUGGAAAUUACCGAGCACCAAUACCAGGCAUUAUACACGAACAACUUCACAUAUGAUCUGUCAUGGCCCACUGGGCGAUACUAUAACCCACCGAUGUACCCCUAUACGUUAGACUACCGCUCUAUACAGGACUGUCCGGUUGGAAAGUGUCCGGUUAUGUCCUAUCCCGGCCUCUGGGUGGUCCCGAAUAUUGAUCUAAUGGACGGCAAUGGGAAUGUCUGUGGUGCAAUGAUGGAUGCAUGCAACCCAACUGGUAACAGUACACAAUGGUAUGAGACAAUGCUGUUAAACUUUCAGUACCAUUACCAUAGUAACAAAGCUCCAUUCGGACUGCACGCUCACUCGGCCUGGUUCUCGCAGAGCACAGGUCACAUGGAGGCGCUGAGGAAGUUCUUGACUCUGGUCGCUUCAAGGGAUGAUGUUUGGGUGCUGACAGUUUCGCAGGUUAUUGAGUGGAUGAAGAACCCACAGGACGUGAAUGGAGCUAAUGGUUUUCCUGCGUGGGAUUGUCUCACCCGUCCCAAACCAAGAUGUUCCACGCCCAACGUGUGCCAUUACACCACUCCGCAGGACUUCUACAUGCCAACGUGCUCGGACUGUCCGAAACACUUUCCAUCGCCAACUAAUCCGGACGGCGAGUGAGCAGGAGGGAGAAGAGCAUCCCUUUUGUCCGGCCCCGUGCUUUCUUGAACAAAAAAAAAAUCCCCUUUUUGGACUGAGCCUUCUUCCUGGAAAGGGUCUUAGUCUAAUGUCCGCCAUGAGACCACACCCUUUUUAAAAUAAAAAUGUAACCACAAAUGAUUAUAUCGCAAUGCUAUACUUACUUCAGCAAAAUGAUAAUGUCCCAAGUGUGGAGGGCGAUCGGGAGGGGGUUGAUCUAAAGGGUAUAUGAUGAUAUGUAACGUGAUGGAAACAAUAAAAAAUAAACAUUUUAUUUCGUUAA
Molecule: messenger RNA, 1487 nt
Organism: Nematostella vectensis (starlet sea anemone)
Lineage: Eukaryota; Metazoa; Cnidaria; Anthozoa; Actiniaria; Edwardsiidae
Product: chitin deacetylase 8
Exons: 4
Coding region: 38-1186 (382 amino acids)
Biological process (GO): carbohydrate metabolic process
Molecular function (GO): hydrolase activity, acting on carbon-nitrogen (but not peptide) bonds
Source: RefSeq, a predicted model, not a curated record